UCGGAAAAACGAUUUAAUAAAUAUUGGCGUCGCGUGUCAACCGCGAUGUUCCGCCGCGGCGGCGGCGAGCGGGCGUAAUCGCUGGGGCGUCUCCCCCCCCCCCCGUACGAGAACGCGUGCAAAAAAUCAAAACAUUCGGAAGCGAAAGUAUCGUGAUCGAUAAUAAAAUGAACGUCGACCGGCGGAACGUAUAACGACGUAGCGACUCAGUCAAAGUUUUGUUCGCGAGGGGCGAACCACGCCGGGGGCGGCGUUGCCAACCGCCACCGUAAACAAACCGAGCGCGACUCGUUUUCACGCUUUUUAUAUACCGGGCGCUCGAAAAUUGCCCACUCAUGUCGACCGUGAGGAGGUUGGCCCAUUUCCGGCAGCUGUCGCUGGAAGGCGGCGACGCGUCGCCCCUAGGCAGGAAAAAGUCGCCCAAGAAGGCGACGGAUCCGCGCCACGCGAUAAAGGUAUCCUUGGACGCGCCGGGAGCCGUCCGGCUAGCCUGGGGCGCGAAGGACGACGACGUCGACGACGCGGUCGUCGUCAAAAAGUGCAGGGAGGUGAGAAGGCAGCCCGGCUGCCGCCUGACGAGGCACGCGUCGCUCGAGAAGGACUCCAUACUGUGUUCCAAGCAAGAACCGGCGGUGACGGAAACGCCCAAGGACGAGAAACCGAACCUGAAGAUCUUUUUGGCGCCCAACGUAGAGAGGUCUUGCGAACCGCCCAAGCUGAUGCAACCGUUAACGACGCCGGUCGUCGACAAGAACGCGUUUCAAAUCCGCAAGGGCGGCAAACGGGGUGUGUCAGUGGUCGUCGUGCCUGUCGCCCCCCAGGAAAUAGACGUUUUCGUGAGGCCGGCGACCGCGUCCUCGAGGCGGGAGAAGUUCAAGAAACGAGCCGGCUCGGCGUUCCACGCGACCAUCGUCGAUGAGCCGAGAGCGCCGCUAGUCAGGUCGUCGUCGGCGCCGUCAGCGAGGCCGAAAUUCCCGGCCACUAAGAGGAGAUUGAAGGUGACGAAGAGGUCGGAUGAAGGCGGGAGAUUGCCGAACGUGGAAUGGAAGAACGCGGCGCCGGCCGACGUCGAAACGAUGGUCGAGUUGAUCAGCCCGAUGGGAAGCGACGCGGAGGAGCGGCCCGACGAGGAAGAGGAGGCGAGACCGGCGUCAAAAAGGGCGCCGGAAGAGAAGAAGGCCGCGGUUAAGUGCGCCAGUCUGAGGAAGGCAGUCAAAUCGGUGACGUUCCAGCAGUCCAGCAUACACGCGAUUCGGAGCUUCUCGGCGAGUUUUCCAGCGCGGAGGGCUUCCAUGGCGUCGCUCUGCUUGGGGAACGACCGAUCCGUACCGACUGCGCCGGUCAAGACCCACGAAAAACGGGGCACAAACUCGAGCCCGCCCGGUGACGAGACAGUGCCCAAGAGGCGUCUGGUCGGUGGCGGUACAGACGAUGCCGAACGCAGCGCGGCGUCGAACCAAAAGGAUAAAGGCAAAUUGCUUCCCGAGUCGGACGUGGCUUUUUCGAUCAAUAUAGAAACAAAGACCCACGAAGAAGUCGUCGCAACAUCAGAAACUGAUGGGGAGGCGUUGGUCGCAAACACAGGCUCACAAAAAGGAACUGCGAGGGACGAUGUCGGCGAGACGGCCAAAGAGAAACAGUGCUGGGACAUGUAUCGCAAGAUGAUGGACAAGGGUAUCGCGGUGUCAUACAACACGAUCCUCAGGGGAAUGCUGACCCCGACGGAAUACCGACUGCGAAGGAAAUCACUGAUAUUCGAAGACGUGAAACUUCCCAACGACGCACAAAUUAGUCCAUACAAUAACGUAACGCAUACCGAGUGACAGUAUAAAAAACUUAAAUAAAUAAACG
Cylas formicarius (sweet potato weevil) is the source of this 1851-nucleotide messenger RNA. RefSeq lists its product as uncharacterized. NCBI's taxonomy places the organism in Eukaryota, Metazoa, Arthropoda, Insecta, Coleoptera, Brentidae. The coding region runs from base 336 to 1823 and encodes 495 amino acids. The transcript has 3 exons. The record is from RefSeq and is a predicted model, not a curated record.